Molecule: messenger RNA, 2286 nt
Organism: Felis catus (domestic cat)
Lineage: Eukaryota; Metazoa; Chordata; Mammalia; Carnivora; Felidae
Gene: KLF1
Product: Kruppel like factor 1
Exons: 3
Coding region: 653-1789 (378 amino acids)
Biological process (GO): regulation of transcription by RNA polymerase II
Molecular function (GO): RNA polymerase II cis-regulatory region sequence-specific DNA binding; DNA-binding transcription factor activity, RNA polymerase II-specific
Source: RefSeq, a predicted model, not a curated record
CGCCGGGCUCGACCCUGGAAACUCACAAUCCAGGCAAUUUCAAACCAACCUAACCUGAAGCCCCAGCCCCCAACCCUCCUGCCCGUCAGGAACAGAGUUUGGCUCUUCUGGGCCCCCACCUGAUAACAGCGUCCAACAUCUGGGCCGUCUGAUAAUGCUCCGCUUGGCAAGGACUUCGUGCCGAAUCCCGCCAUCAGCAAGGUUACUGCUGUUUAGUGGGGAGGGGGAGAGCUACAAGGCCGUGGUCAGGGGAAAGGGGGACUUGAAGCCCCUUCCCAGGACCCCCAUUCUGUCUGUUAUCCCCUCCUACAGGAAGGUAACUAAGAACAGACGCCCAAGUCUCUCUUUUUGUGGGGACUCGGUGCCUCACUUUACCCGACACCUGAACCCUCAACCUCCGAACCCCCAGCCCCUGAACACCUGACUUGGCUUUGCAUACGGGGUCAGUCCUUAAGGCCCAGCCCCUAAGGAGGCUGAGAUGAGGUCUGUUCCCCAGAAACGGUGACCCCCCGCCUUGCCUGCCUCUUAUCAGGGAUUGUAGCCAAUCAGCUGAGGGCAGAGAAGAGCCCUCCAAGGGGCCAUUGGUGUCUCAGAGCCCACGAGGCCACGGAGGGAGAGGAGGCCUGAGGCCCAGGGUGGGCACCAGCCGGCCAUGGCCGCAGCUGAGACCGCCUUGCCCUCCAUCAGCACGCUGACCACCCUGGGCCCCUUCCCGGACACACAGGAAGACUUUCUCAAGUGGUGGCGCUCUGAGGAGGUGCAGGACUUGGGUCCGGGUCCCCCGGAUCCCACCGGGCUGCCCCUCCACGUGAGGCCGGAGUCGCAGGACGCGCCCAGGGAGGACGAAGACGACGAGAGGGACUCGGCUACCUCCUGGGAUCUGGAUCUCCUUCUCACCAAUUUCCCGUGCCCGGAGCCGGGCGGCGCGCCCCAAACCUGCGCUUUGGCGCCGGGCGAGUGCUCCGCGGCGCAAUUCCCGCUUCCGCCCCCGCAGCUGCCGCCGCAGCCGCAGCCGCAGCCGCCGCCGCCGCCACCCGAGACUCUUGGCUCGUAUGUGGGCGGCUCGGGGCUGGUGGCUGGGUUCUUGGGUCCCGAGGAGCACCCGGGCUGGGCACGCCCGGCCCCCAGAGCCCCGGGCCCCGACGCCUUCGUGGGCUCCUCCCUGGGCCCGGUUCCCGAGCCCAAGGCACUGUCGCUGCAGCCGGUGUACCCGGGGCCAGGCGCGACCUCCUCCGGCAGCUACUUCUCGAGGACCGGGCUUUCGGUGCCCACGGCGCCAGGCGCCCCCUACGGGCUGCUGUCCGGGUACCCAGCGCUGUACCCGGUCCCGCAGUACCAAGGGCACUUCCAGCUCUUCCGCGGGCUCCCAGCGCCUGCUCCCGGCCCCACCGCACCCCCCUCUUUCCUGAGUUGUCUGGGACCCGGGACGGCGGGUGCGGGACUCCGGGGGACCGCAGGAGACCCAGGGGGGAUCGCGGAGGCCGCGCCAUCCAAACGCAGCCGGCGAUCGUGGGCGCGCAAGAGGCAGGCGGCGCACACAUGCACUCACCCGGGCUGUGGCAAGAGUUACACCAAGAGCUCACACCUGAAGGCUCAUCUGCGCACGCACACAGGAGAGAAGCCCUACGCCUGCACGUGGGACGGCUGUGGCUGGAGGUUCGCGCGCUCAGACGAACUGACCCGCCACUACCGGAAGCACACCGGACAGCGCCCCUUCCGGUGCCAGCUCUGCCCGCGCGCUUUUUCGCGCUCCGACCACCUGGCCUUGCACAUGAAGCGUCAUCUUUGAGCCCUGCCCCAACACUUGGACCUUCCUGGGGAUUGGGGAUGGAACAAGAGCAGAUCCACGCAGGGUGGUUUUCCUCGGAUGGACCCUCUCCCGGAUUCGCAGUCCCACAGAUCCACCCAAAGAUCAAGGACUGGCCCAUAGACAGACCUGUGGGAGCCUCCAGCCAAAACUCCCACACGUCCUCAGCCACAGGGAGCCACACAGAGACAUCCAGUGGUCACACAAACACAACGAGACAACCCUCCAAAUAAAUGGACUCUCAGACACUUCGGACAGAGAGACAGACCCUCAGAGAGCUGGACCCUCAGACCAGUUUACAAGACGCCCUGGGCAGUGGGAGUUGGGGGUUGUGGGGUGAGGCUUCCCAGAGACACUGGGCCUAGCAGGGGACUUCACAUCGUGACUAAUGAAGCUCUGCAUAGUGCCUGGAUCUGCUGUGAAUGGUUAUGGGUCCUGUACCAAUGCCCUUCCCAGAUAAAGGUUCAGCGUUGGCCUGA